Messenger RNA from Physella acuta, 438 nucleotides. RefSeq names its product CD209 antigen-like protein 2. Lineage: Eukaryota; Metazoa; Mollusca; Gastropoda; Physidae. The record is from RefSeq and is a predicted model, not a curated record.
UGGCCCACGUCCUCACCUGUAGCCAUCAGUCACGUGAACACCUACAGGAGCACCCAACCGUGUAACACUGCGGCAAAAUUCACCCUCCAACAGAGUGGCGACGUCAGGGUUUGUGUCAGGAUGUCAUCAGAACUCAUAAAAUUUACAGAUGCCAGGGACAUGUGUAAAUCAUUUGGUGGCACCCUAUAUACACUGAAGACACCAGAAAAAUUAACCAUCCUGAAGAAUGUAAGUGUCCACUUCAUACCUAACAUCUGGGUGGGGCUCCAUGACAUGGUGACUGAAGAUGUUUUUCAGUGGGUGGAUGACGGAUCUAUCGUCUCAGACAGCUGGAGGAAGGUGAUCUUUGCCCCAGGUGAGCCCAACAGUUUUAACGGCGAUGAGGACUGUGUGAUGUACUCACCUGCGUACAGCGCUCUAGUCGACAGUGCCUGGUGA